AUGAGCGUGAUCGACAUUUUAACCAGAGUUGAUGCGAUCUGCAAGAAGUACGACAGAUACGACGUCGAAAAGCAAAAAGAUCUCAAUGUCUUCGGCGACGAUGCUUUUGCUCGCAGAUAUGAUCUGCAGAAAGCGGAGCUUGCUUCGAAAGACAAAAAGAAGGCAUCUGCAGUUGCUCUGAACGCGGAGAUUCGUCGAACGAAGGCAAAAUUGCUAGAGGAGGUCCCUAAGUUGCAGAGAUUGGCUAUAAAGAAGGUUAAAGGGCUCUCAACAGAAGAGCUUGCUGCCCGUAAUGAUUUGGUCCUUGCAUUACCAGAUAGGAUUCAAGCGAUACCUGAUGGAACUGCAUCUGCUCCCAAACAAACUAGAGGUUGGGGGGCUUCAGCACCCCGUGCUGAAAUCAAAUUUGAUUCAGAUGGUCGUUUUGAUAGUGAGUACUUUCAAGAAAGUGAGACAUCUAGACAAUUCAGGCAGGAUUAUGAAAUGCGUAGAAUGAAGCAGGAUCAAGGUUUGGAUAUGAUUUCAGAAGGUUUGGAUACUCUGAAAAACAUGGCCCAUGACAUGAAUGAGGAGUUGGAUAGGCAAGUUCCUUUGAUGGAUGAAAUUGACACAAAGGUGGAUAAAGCAACAGCUGACCUUAAAAAUACCAAUGUUAGACUCAAAGACACUGUUAACCAGUUAAGAUCUAGCAGAAACUUCUGCAUUGAUAUUAUUUUGUUGUGCAUAAUUCUGGGGAUUGCUGCCUAUUUAUACAAUGUGCUGAAGAAGUGAUUCGUCAAAAAAUGCGUCUUCUCAACCUUAUUUGUUGAUGCUGCAGUGGUGGCUUUCUCUGGCUUUAUUUUGUAACUAAUGCACCGUUUUUUUUUUUUUUUUUUUUAAAUAAGUGUAAUUCUAUUCUAUUAAAAACACAAUAUUAAUAUAAAUAUUUUUUUUUCUAA
Messenger RNA from Hevea brasiliensis (rubber tree), 938 nucleotides. RefSeq names its product syntaxin-71. The coding region runs from base 1 to 771 and encodes 256 amino acids. The transcript has 9 exons. Gene Ontology annotation, molecular function: SNAP receptor activity; SNARE binding. Gene Ontology annotation, cellular component: membrane; SNARE complex; endomembrane system. The record is from RefSeq and is a predicted model, not a curated record. Gene Ontology annotation, biological process: vesicle fusion; intracellular protein transport. NCBI's taxonomy places the organism in Eukaryota, Viridiplantae, Streptophyta, Magnoliopsida, Malpighiales, Euphorbiaceae.